Thermothielavioides terrestris NRRL 8126 is the source of this 1536-nucleotide messenger RNA. RefSeq lists its product as uncharacterized. Gene Ontology annotation, cellular component: endoplasmic reticulum; membrane. The transcript is spliced from 2 exons. The record is from RefSeq and is a predicted model, not a curated record. Gene Ontology annotation, molecular function: heme binding; fatty acid 2-hydroxylase activity; iron ion binding. NCBI's taxonomy places the organism in Eukaryota, Fungi, Ascomycota, Sordariomycetes, Sordariales, Chaetomiaceae. Bases 348 to 1487 code for a protein of 379 amino acids. Gene Ontology annotation, biological process: fatty acid metabolic process; lipid biosynthetic process.
CUGUCAUCCGAUGCUGGGCGACUUCGACCGCGAUUCCGAAUUCUCGCGCGCCUGUGAUUCGUCCAACCCCUGAAAUCUCCAGACAAAUCUCAUCCGCCCAAUCCGCAGGCAGGCAGUCUGAAGUCUAGCUCUGCAUCUCUUUCCCUUUCUCGAUGCCCUGACCUUUUCUGCUUUUCUAGAGCUCCUUGACUGCCCUUCCGCUGUGAUUCAGCCUUCUUGCGCCUUGGGCUCCCCGCGCAUCGGUCUCUUGCGCAUCUGCGCCAUCUCGCCGUCUCGCCAGGUGUAUCGCCCUCAAUUCUGCCCGUCUAGACCCAGCAGCCAGCAGCCAGCAGCCAGCAGCCGCAAAGAUGCCCGGCCGGACGCUGCCCACCUUCACCCUCGCCGAGGUCCAGUCGCACAACACCAAGAAGUCCUGUUUCGUCACGCUUGGCCAAAAGGUGUACGAUGUAACGGACUUCGUCGACGCGCACCCCGGCGGCUCGGACCUGGUGCUCCAAUACGCUGGCAAGGACGUCGCAGCCAUCCUCCAGGACGCGUCGUCGCACGCGCACUCCGAGGCCGCCUACGAAGUGCUCGACGAUUCGCUCGUCGGGUUCCUCGCCUCGGAAAGCGACAAGUCUACGCCUGCCGCUGAUGGCAAUGGCGCGGCGGUCAACGGCAAUGGCACUGCCAAGGGCGCGAACGGCACCUACGUGCAUCCCAAGACGGGCAUGUCCUGCGAGGAGGAUCUGAGCAGGGACACCGACAUCGUCUCGGACUACAAGACGCACAAGUUCCUCGACCUGAGCCGGCCGCUGUUCCCCCAGGUCUGGAACGGCGGCUUCUCCAAGGAGUUCUACCUGGACCAGGUCCACCGCCCGCGCCACUACAAGGGCGGCCAGUCGGCGCCCCUCUUCGGCAACUUCCUCGAGCCUCUCACCUUGACGCCGUGGUGGGUCGUGCCGCUGCUCUGGCUCCCGCUGGUGACCUACGGCGUCUACCUCGCCAGCAAGGGAUUCUCCAACCCGCUUGGGGAAGUGGCCUGCCUCGUCGGGGGCGUGUUUUUGUGGACCCUGGUCGAGUAUCUCCUGCACCGCUUCCUGUUCCACAUCGAUUACUACCUCCCUGAUAACCGCGUGGGCAUCACGGUGCACUUCGCCCUCCACGGCAUCCACCACUACCUGCCCAUGGACAAGUACCGGCUGGUGAUGCCGCCCGCGCUGUUCAUCGUGCUGGCCACGCCCUUCUGGAAGCUGGCCCACGUCAUCUUCUUCUGGAACUGGCACAUCGCCACGGCCGUCUACUGCGGCGGCGUCUUUGGCUACAUCUGCUACGACAUGACGCACUACUUCCUCCACCACCAGAACCUCCCGCUGUGGUGGAAGCAGCUCAAGAAGUACCACCUGGAGCAUCACUUCCUCGACUACGAGAACGGCUUUGGCGUCACGAGCCCCUUCUGGGACAUCGUCUUUGGCACGGAGCUGGUGCCGCGGACCAAGAAGAACUAGACCGGGAGGCAGUAUGAGUUAAUGAUUUGGAGAUGGGCGAGGUAUAUAC